Messenger RNA from Myxozyma melibiosi, 2500 nucleotides. RefSeq lists its product as uncharacterized. Bases 83 to 2419 code for a protein of 778 amino acids. The record is from RefSeq and is a predicted model, not a curated record. Lineage: Eukaryota; Fungi; Ascomycota; Lipomycetes; Lipomycetales; Lipomycetaceae. The transcript has 4 exons. Gene Ontology annotation, biological process: maturation of SSU-rRNA from tricistronic rRNA transcript (SSU-rRNA, 5.8S rRNA, LSU-rRNA); endonucleolytic cleavage of tricistronic rRNA transcript (SSU-rRNA, 5.8S rRNA, LSU-rRNA); ribosome biogenesis. Gene Ontology annotation, cellular component: nucleus; preribosome, small subunit precursor. Gene Ontology annotation, molecular function: GTPase activity; GTP binding; U3 snoRNA binding.
CCUGAGAAUAUCACGAGGUACCUGGUAUAUAGAGGACAGAAGAAGACACAGGAUACUGAAAAGGAAAGUGGAAUAACGAAAGAUGAGUCAUCAUCAUCGCUCGUCGCUGAAGCAGAAUCAGAAGUCGUUCAAAUCAAAGCAUGCGAGCAAGAGUUCACUGAAGGCCAAAAACAAAGGCAAAAUUGAGAAAUCCGGCCCCGGACCUCAAAAACCCCAUGUGGCUUCCAAACUCGAACGCCGCAAUAAGGCAAAGCAGUUGAUGCUCACCAAGAAGAGCGAGCUGAUUUUGAGCCGGAAACUCUUUGACGGGCGCAAGGGUGCGCCUCGUGUUGUUGCUGUUAUCCCUCUCUGUCCUGAUGUAGAGGCAGAUCUAAUUGUCCGCAACCUGAACGCGAGUCUCGGGAUUACAACCGACGUUCCCUACAGCGGUGUGUUUACGGUUCCUAUCGACCGCUUCAACCAAAAGAUCCAGUAUAUCCUUACGCCCCGCCACAUGACCUCGAUGCUGAACGCCGCGCAAGCCGCGGACUUUGUCGUCUUUGGCCUCUCCGCGAAGCAGGAGGUCGACCAUUUUGGCGAGACGUGUCUGCGCAGUAUUGUCGCGCAGGGAGUGUCGACCGUCUACACGGUCGUGCAGCAUCUCGAGCAGGUCGAGUCCGCGAGGAUGCAGACAGAGGUGCGCAAGUCGCUGCUGUCGUUCAUCACCCACUUCUUUGCCGAGCAGGAGAAAGUGUUCAGCAUCGAAGCGCAACAGGAUUGCCUGAACGUGGUUAGAGCACUGGCUCAGCAGUUUCCAAAGGGCGUACAGUGGCGCGAUAGUAGGGCGUAUCUCGUCGCCGAUCGCGCGUGGUAUGAGGAAGAUGCCGCACAGCCUACGGGCGGACUGAUCGCGGUCGAGGGCGUGGUCCGCGGAAAAAAGAUGAAUCCGGAUAGACUGGUGCAUCUUCCUGGCGCAGGAGACUUCCAAAUCGAUCGGAUCUGUUCGGUCGCGACUGGUGCGUCGGUCGAGAAUUCAAUGCAGCUUGAUAACGGCGACGGCGCGUUCUCUGGAAAUUUCGUCGCCUACCCAACAGAAGAUCAAGACAGCACUGACCCCUUUGUGCAAGAAGUCGCACGUGGCGAAGACGAUGACACGAUGCUUCACGAAAUGCCUGAGAUUUCAGAAGGAGUGAAGUUGGAUGACCAUUUCUAUCUCCACGAUGAAGGCGAAGACGAGAUCGAGACCCCGACUCUGAAAGACAAGAACCGGAUCCCGAGGGGAAUGUCUGAAUACCAAGCACGCUGGAUCAUCGAGGAAAACUCAGACGACGAGUUCGACGACGGCGAGGGCAGUGGCGCUGAGUCUGAUGGCGAGAUGGAGCUCGAUGAACAUGACGGGUAUGCACCCACCGCUACGGAUUACGCCGCUACCGAGAUCGACGCCCAGAGCGAGAUGUUUGUCGAUCUUUCUCCAGAGGAGGAAGCUAAACAGCUGAAAGCCUACCGCGAGCGCGAGCGCGAAGAGCUCGAGUUCCCUGACGAAGUCGAGCUGAGCCCCGAGAUGUCGGCCAAGGAGCGCUUUGCGCGGUACCGCGGCCUGCGUAACUUGCGAACAAGUCCAUGGGAUGCUGAUGAGACGGACGCGCGCACCCCCGAGGAUUGGAACCGGCUUGCGCGGUUCCAGAAUUUCAGGGCAUCGCGGAAUAGAGCUCUGAAGGAGGCGGGAGCUAAUGGUGUACCGACUGGUACUCGAGUAAUCAUGUACAUCCGUGCCCCGAAACACUCCUACGACGCACUCUCGACCAAGUCCCUCCUUACCGUCUUCUCCCUCCUACGCUACGAAAACAAAAAGGUCGUGCUCAACCUCUCCGUGACCCCCAACACCGAAUACGAAGAGCCCAUCCCGACCAAGGACUCCCUAAUCCUGCAAUGCGGUCCCCGGCGAUACCGCGUCAACCCCAUCUUCUCCGAAACCGGACGCACGCCCAACCACGUCUACAAGCUUGAGCGGUUCUUGCACCAAGGCGUUACCGCGAUGGCGAGCGUUAUCGCACCCGUUUCGUUUGGAAAUACGCCUGUCUUGCUGCUCAAGGAGACUGACAAGGGCAUCGAGCUCGUCGCCUCCGGCAGUGUCGAGAACGCAGACUCGUCGCGCGUGAUGGCGAAGCGCACCGUACUCUCAGGCUACCCGUACAAGAUCCACAAGAAACUCGUCACGAUCCGGUACAUGUUCUUCAACGCCGAGGACAUCGCGUGGUUCAAGGCCGUGCCGCUGUUCACCAAGAUGGGCAGGCUGGGUUAUAUCAAGGAGAGUAUCGGUACGCAUGGGUACUUCAAGUGUACUUUCAACGGGCCGAUUAAUGCGCAGGAUACGGUGGCGAUGGCGCUUUAUAAGCGUGUUUGGCCGCGGGAUUCGGAGCUUUGGGAUGGUGCAUAUUAAAAGUUUUUCUCAGUUGUUCGAUUCACGAAGUAAAUGUGCGGUUUUGUUUAUCUAAGUUGGAAUAAAAGCAUAGAAACCAUA